This is a messenger RNA of Coffea eugenioides, 2451 nucleotides long. RefSeq names its product disease resistance protein At4g27190-like. Lineage: Eukaryota; Viridiplantae; Streptophyta; Magnoliopsida; Gentianales; Rubiaceae. The transcript has 2 exons. Gene Ontology annotation, biological process: defense response to other organism. Bases 1 to 2451 code for a protein of 816 amino acids. The record is from RefSeq and is a predicted model, not a curated record. Gene Ontology annotation, molecular function: ADP binding.
AUGUCAGUUCCGCCGCCAGUUCGGCCAUCCGUUUCAGCUGCAGACGGGAUUUCUGAAGGCUGCUUUCCGUACAUAAAUCACAGGAGAAGGCAUGUCAUAGAUUUGCCGCGCAAUUUUGAGAUGCUAAAAGAUGAAGUGGAUAUUCUCCGUGAACGUUGGAAGGACGUCGAUGACUGUAUAAGUCGUCAAUCAGCAACCAGACAGAAAAACGAUAAUUAUGCAGCUCGUCAUAACACCUUACGUCGGAUAUUGAAAUAUUACCAAGAGAACAUCGUCAACAGAUGCAAAAAGCUAGUUGGACUUGAAUCAGGUGCAAACGGAGAAGCUGGAAACCAAAUCCAGUUCCAUGAAUUGUCAGCCGCUUCCAUAGGUCGGAAGAACAAAUUUUAUACCCCAACAUUCUACAAACUUGCAAGGCUGGAUAGAGAUGUUCUCAAGUUCAUGACUGAAGUCACUAAUCUCGAAAAUAAGAUUACACUUGAGCUUGUUACUAGUCAGAUAAAUCCAGAAAUUGUUGUAAGACAGAGUGCUCAAGAACUAACUCAUGUGCCUUCACAUCAAGCGGUCCUUGAGAGCCUGGAGCACUGUUUAUUUUACCCAGGCUGCAAGAGGAUUAUCAUCCGCGGAGAACCACAAGUUGGAAAAACAAAUAUUUUGAGAAACUUGAAUAACAGUUUGGUUCGAUGCGCUCCCGCCCUGGAAUUGGACUACGUCAUUUGGGUGAACUUUCCGACUAAUUUGCCCAAGCCAGAGGACAUCAUCACUGACAUACAAGAGAAAAUUAUUCAGCGUCUGGACUUAACUGGGCAGAAUAGUGCAAGUGGGAAAAAAGGACUAAUAUCUAGAGCACUACGUAGGAAAUCAUAUUUGCUGCUUUUUGAUGGGUUCUCUUCAUCAAUUGAGCUUGAGGACGUAGGAAUCUCUGAAGAACACACGCAUGGGAAAGUAAUCAUUGAAGCUAGAGAUCCAUAUCUCCUGGGGAAUUUUCCAUUCGACAAAGAAUUCAAAUUAGAGAGGUUAACACACCAUGAUUCGAGGAAAUUGUUUGAUAAGAUCAUUGAUGAUGAAACAUUUUGUGAACAAAACACAGUUCUAGCUGACUUGAUUGUUAAGGAGCUAGGUGGGCUUCCAGGGGUAAUCGCAUCUAUAGCAGGACAGCUGAAAAUUAAUAAACGAGUACAAUACUGGGAAGGUGUGAUUCAAAGAUUGACCGCAGAUAUUUGGGACAAUAAUCUUCUGGGCUUGGCAGGUUUGGCAGGGGUAAAAUUGGCUUUUGAUACAGCUUAUAGCAAAUUGAAAGAGAAUGACCGAAAGUGUAUACAUUAUGCAGCAUUGUUUCCAAAAGAGUUCACAAUUCCCAUUGAUAUUUUGGUCGAAUGUUGGAAAGCUGAAGAGUUUCUAUGGUGUCCUAUUCCUACAUUCUCUCAUGCACGAAGAGAAGGAGAGUGUGUACUCAACCAGAUGACAGAGCUUAAUCUCUUGGAGAGGUGUUCUGAGCACCAUGUCAAGAUGCCGAUAAUCUAUAGGAGACUUGCACUUGAAACACCUUUCCCUGGGGAGAAAAGCGCAACAUCCUUUGUCAGGUCGGGUCCAGAGAUAGACGGACACCUAAAAGAUCAAGAAUGGGAGAUGGCCAGAAGGGUAUCUUUGAUACGAAGCCAAUUAGAGGAAUUACCUGCGAGCCCAAAAUGUGAGGGCAUAUCAACACUGUUUCUGCAACUUAACCCAAACUUGAGAAUCAUUGAGGAACUGUUCUUCACAAGGAUGCAGAACCUUCGAGUUUUGGACCUCCACAGCACAGGAAUAAAAUUGUUGCCUCCUUCUAUUGGUCACUUGACAUCACUCCGGAGUUUAUACCUCAACAAUUGCUGUGACUUAACCGUGCUUCCACCUGAAAUAGUGGAACUCAAGACACUCGAAGUUCUUGAUAUUCGAGGCACCUCAAUCCAUUGUUUGCCUGAAGAGAUCAGCAGUUUGUUUGGCCUAAGGUGCUUGAGGUUUUCAUUUGUCCUUGAAGCGUGCAAUCCCAAUCCGGAGCCAGAACGGUCAUGGCUGAUAUUUUCCCCUGGAACAACUGACAUGCUUAAGAAGCUCGAGGAGUUGACUAUUGUCUUAGUAAAUGGAAGCAAUGAUGGCAUUGUUGAUCGAAUAAAAGCAGAGGUACUUGCAUUUAAGAACAAAAUUAAUCAGUUUAGCUUAAUUCAUCAUAGGCCAUCCCAAUUACUGGACCAAGGGAAUCUCGUUCAACUGAGGGGAAAAGGAAUAAACCUUCCGAAUCCAAGUGUUCCGCCAAGUCAUGUUCAUGAUCCAACAACCGAAGCCAGUCUCCGAAGUCAGACCAACGAGGGAGGUGCCGUUGACCGACCAAUUUUCUCAGCCGGAACAAGUGCUUCAGGAAUCGGAACAAGUACUUCAGGAACUGCUGGUGAAGCAGAGCAGGUCAUUGAAUGA